This is a messenger RNA of Tarenaya hassleriana, 1857 nucleotides long. RefSeq names its product FBD-associated F-box protein At5g56370-like. The transcript has 4 exons. NCBI's taxonomy places the organism in Eukaryota, Viridiplantae, Streptophyta, Magnoliopsida, Brassicales, Cleomaceae. Bases 428 to 1663 code for a protein of 411 amino acids. The record is from RefSeq and is a predicted model, not a curated record.
ACGUGUGGCUCAUUCAACGCGGGAAAGAAAAAGCGAAAGAGAGGCGAAAGAGAGGCGACGAGGUGGAAGAAGGCUCGGCGGUGUUUGCGGAGGCUUCUUGGAGCAAGAUCGGUGGUUUUCCGGUAAGGUUUUCUCAGGUUUGUUCUCUUGGCUCGUCCUUUCUUCGUUUUAUGUUCUCGGUUGCUCGGUGAGGCUCCGCCUUGGGGAGUACCACCGAGGGUUGUACUUUCCGGCGAUCCUUGCCGUGGAUCUAGUGGAUUAGCCGGUUCCGUCCGGCCGAGAUGUAGGCCUGAGCAUUCAUGCUGGGGGCCGAACUCGUUAAAACUCUCGGUCUUCUUUCUUCUUGCGUUGAUCGGAGUAUCGGAGUGACUGAGUUUCUCGGUACGACAUUAACAGCUUCGUCUCUGUGAGGUUGAGUAUUGGAGGAAUGGAUGAUAAAGGCAGUAUCAAUCGGUUGCAGGAUGAUGAGAUUAUCUUGAUAAUGUCACUGCUGAAUACAAACGACGCAGUGGCCAUGAGCUUUGCCUUGUUAAAACGGUGGCCUCUGUGGGAGCGGGUUUCAAAACUCGUGUUUGACGAUAGAGAGAGUUUAUUGAAGCUUCUUGUCGAUGGGCAUUUGCGAUCACAUAACUCGGAAAACCCUGAUCACGAGAGGUUUUCCCGAUUUGUAGACGGGGCCUUGCGAUUAAACAAGGCUCCGGUUCUUGAAAGCUUCGAUCUCAGCGUCGGUCCGUCAAGUGGCGCCGAGGAUAUCCAAAGAUGGGUCCUGGCAGCUAUCCACCGAUCUGUUCAUGAGAUGAGAAUUUAUCGGCAUGAUUUUGAAUCGACAAUUGACUUACCAGGACAUAUCUUCACGUGCAAAACCCUCGUGGUCUUGAAACUCGUAAAUGGGAUUUGUCUGGAUGUUCCUUGUACGAUUCACUUACCGUCCCUGAAGACUUUACACCUUUCGUACAUUCUUUUCACAGACGAAGAAUCCUUUUCUAACCUCGUAUCUUGUAGCCCGGUUCUUGAAGAUCUGGAUGUGGAUACUCCCGAUAUCUUUUUAACCACUAUCACUAUUCGAGUGCCGUCUUUGAAGAAAUUGCGUAUUGUGACUUUCAAUCGUAUUGAGUGUUGGGUUCUCUAUGUUCCCGAGGUCGUGGAGGCGCAUGUUGGGGUCCUUCGAAUUUAUCUUGAGAAUUUUCUUGCUGCUCUUUCCUCAGUGAAGCGGCUUUCCUGGGAGUUAAUUUCAGAUCCAGAUUUAGUAGUUUUGUAUCCUACUGGUCGAUUCUUGAAUCAACUUGUGCAUCUGAAGCUGCAACUGGAUAUGGCUUACAGCUCGGAGAUACUCAUGUCUUUUCUUGAGCAUUCCCCUGGACUGCAGUCUCUCGAGAUAGUUCAGUGUGCUGCAGGUUACUCGCCCGAGAAGGAAUUAUUCUCGGAACCGGGUAAGGUUCCUGAAUCCUUGUUGUUCGGUCUCGAAACCAUCGUGUGGAAGAAAUACAGAGGGAUAGGAGCCGAGAUAGCAGUGGCGAGUUAUAUCUUGGAACACGCUGGACGUUUAAAGACAGCGACUUUCGAUACCUCUGCAUACGGCGAAUGGUUGCAGAAGAAGAUGAUCGAGGGCUUGCAAAGGUUGCCUCGGGGUUCACCAUUGUGUGAGCUGAAGGUGAUCAGGUAAAAUGUAACGUCAUGUGCGUUGGGUUUGGUCGGAAAACAGAGUUUUGGUGUAAAGCAGAGCGUUUACAGAUUUUGUGGCUGGCAAACCGAAACGUUCCACUCAAAUCUCUUUGUUUCUUCUUCUUCUUCUUAUAUCAUGUUGAUCUUCUUCGAUUGAACCUUCCCUCAAACGACAUGAUGUAGCUGUUCUUUGUU